Neolamprologus brichardi is the source of this 3216-nucleotide messenger RNA. NCBI's taxonomy places the organism in Eukaryota, Metazoa, Chordata, Actinopteri, Cichliformes, Cichlidae. The record is from RefSeq and is a predicted model, not a curated record.
GGUUGAGUGAGCAGCUAACUCCAUGCUAGACCCAAACAGCUGAUUAGCAUAAAGGCUAUGAGGCCAGCAGGGUCUCUGGUUGUCUGCUGUACGCAAACGUCAACAUUAGAGCUGAAGUUAAACGAUGCGAUGAGAUUAAUGAAUCUGGAAAUAAUCCCGUUUAAGGGCUGUGAGAGAUACUAACCAGCGUGCUAACAACUAGUUAGCCCUGUUAGCUCCGCUCACAAUAAUAAUAUCAACAGCGGCUGUAUUCCGGCACAGUCCCGUCGCUUUAAACGCCAAAAAACUUUAGAAUUUAAACAAUCCAAAUGGAAACAAACCCGCCGAAAAGACGAGACAACAAGAAGUCUCUUCGGGUGAAGGUGAUUAGCCUCGGAAACGCCGAGGUCGGAAAGAGCUGUAUCAUCAAGCGUUACUGCGAGAAGAGGUUUGUUCCAAAGUAUCUGGCAACCAUUGGAAUCGACUAUGGCGUCACCAAAGUUCAGGUUCGAGACAGAGAAAUCAAGGUGAACAUCUUUGAUAUGGCCGGCCACCCGUUCUUCUAUGAAGUGCGUAACGAGUUCUACAAAGACAGCCAGGGCGUGCUGCUCGUGUAUGAUGUCGGCCUGAGGGAGAGCUUCGACGCCCUCGACAGCUGGCUCGGCGAGAUGAAACAAGAAAUGGGCUCUCAGGCCAACAUGGACAGCAUCGUGUUCGUCGUCUGCGCCAACAAGGUGGACCUGACGAAGCGGCGAGUGGUGGAUGAGGGCGAGGGGCGCCUGUGGGCAGAGUCCAGAGGCUUUCAUUACUUUGAGACAUCAGCACAGAGCGGCGAGGGCAUCAACGAGAUGUUUCAGGCGUUCUUCUCCUCCAUCACUGACAUGUGCGAGAACGGCGGAAAGCGCCCGGUGUCGGAGGUCAGCGUCGGCUUCACCAAAGAGCAGGCUGACACCAUCCGGCGUAUCCGCAACAGCAAAGACUCGUGGGAUAUGUUGGGAGUCAAACCCGGGGCCACGCGGGAGGAGGUGAACAAGGCGUACAGGAAGCUGGCGGUCCUGCUGCACCCAGACAAAUGUGUUGCCCCCGGCAGUGAAGACGCGUUCAAGGCGGUGGUGAACGCCCGCACCUCACUGCUAAAGAACAUUAAAUAACACACACACACACACACAGAAACAACUGGACCUGCUGUCACUCAGACACGAACUGAUGACAAACUUUAUUUAUUUAUUUAUUUCUGUAUUUAUUCAGCGUACGUGUCAUGUGUGCCAUUUUGCUUGCCACAGUGCGGUAUGCCAACAUAAACCAGUUUUAACUUAUUAUAUGAUAUUUUAAACACUACACUGGAGAGAGUAUGGAAGACGAUGAGUGCCACACAAAUGAAAAAGAUACAAACUCUGUGAAAAACAUUUCAAAAUUAAAUUAUUUCAGAUUUUUACUCUUUAAAGGUACUUGUCCUGUGUGUGUCCACUUAAAGCUGUCAAAAACAAAUUAAAGGCAUAAUCACUUAAACUGCAUGCUGAAUAUUUAAAAAAAAGAACUUUAAAUUUCAAUGUAGCAAAAACCUGCCAAAUCCUCAUCAUCAAAAACGAAUCUGAAACCAAAAUGGGUUAAACUUGUAGGCACGGUGGAGUUAAACUACCAGCUUUGCUUUCUUUGUGACUGGAAAUAAACCCAUCAAAAUGUUCUUUUCUGUAAUGUCGGAGUUAGUUUAAUGUACUUCUCCUGGACAAAUCAGAAUACUUUAUUGAUCCCUUAGGAAACUAUGUGAAACUACUUAGCUAUGUUCAUGUCAAUGUCAAUUAGGUCGCCCACACAUGCUACCCCAUUUAAAUUAAUUUGUUUCCGUAAGUGGCUGCUUUGGUCCCUGAAUUGUUUAUAUGGAGCUCCUCACAUUUGUUCCCUGAAAAAGCAUAUCUCUACUCUCACACUACUAAUUUCCUUCAUUAAAAUCACUCACCCCAAGUAGCUAACUUGUUCCCUUAACUGGUUAAUUUAACCUGUUUCUCGAUUGAUUAUUGGCCUAAAAGUUUAGUUUGUGUCCAAACUAUUAAUUUUAAUUUUUUUGUACAUUUUUUGUUUUAUUGACUUACUCCAUUAUUUCUCUAAUUUGUUCCCUCUGACUGUGGAUAAAGUGAAAAUAUUAAUGCAUGUCCUUAAAUCACUUUUUUCUCCAAAGUGCCAACCUAUUCUUUUAACUCAUCGAAUAGUUCGCUAGACAUAUUUUUAAGUCGUGUUUCUUUAAAAUCAAUGGAAUCAUUUAUGCAUGUUUAUAUUUUCUUGGUUUGUUGCCUCAGUUCAUUAAUUUUUUUUCCCUCAAACUGCCAAAUAUUGUAUUGGUUCCCUAAUGUUAUUUGUUAUUACAUUUAUCCCAGGUAAACUAUUACCUAAAAAUAUAUAUUUAAAAAAGGAAUAACUGAUUUAUUUCUUUGGCAGUUGAUAGAAAUUACACAUUUUGUUAAGAUUCAAAAUUCCUUAUUGGUUUUCUUAUUAAGUUAUUUUCAUUUUAAGAAAAAUGAACAAAAUAUUUCUUGAAGAAAAACAAAUAAAAAAAAAAUUCAACAUGGUCAUCCCAUCACCACAUUUUAAUGUGUGAUUCGUCUUCCAUGAGAUGAGAGUCAUAGUUGAUGUUUACAUGAUGGUAAUUAACACGAUUGGUUGUUAAACGAGAGACUUGUGCCCGUUUACUGACUUUGUAUCACACAAAAUGUCUUGUUAAAGCAGAAAAGUGUUUCAUAUUGUAAAGAACUCAUAGGCAGCAUGAAUAUGUUAUCAUAGUUUUAUAUUUUUACAUAUGUGCAACCACAGGAAUUAACUUAAAACAAUCCAGAAAGAGGUUCCACUUGUUGCUUUAAUGUGAUUUUUAUCGUUAUGCUUUAAAGUUCAAGUCAAUUGAUCUUGAUUAGAACAUAUUGCAAAUGUGGCUUUUUAUCAACAUUUUACAUCAGCCCUGUUAAUACUCAACUAUAUUAAUAUCUGUGGAUGUGAAUAUAUAUAAUAUUUUCAAAAUACUAAAUUGUAAAGCAACUUUAAUUCAGUUUGCCACAGAAGUGAUAAGAUUGAAAGCCAAACCAGUGAAUUGAGAAAAGUAAAAAGAGAGAGUAGUGAGAAAAGAUAAUAUUAAAUUAUGUGAAAAAUAUUACAAAAGACUAUUUUCAAACAAAAAAUCUGUAAUGAUUUAUGCGUUUUAUAUUAUGAAAAUUUCUUAAAGGGAUUUCAAAUCAUUUAAAUCCCUUUAAU